UUUUUCUGUAAACAUUUUCACAGAAAACGUUAAUUGAACAGAAGCCGUUACUGGUGACGGAGAUGGCCGAGAAGAUGCACUAACUGAAGCUCGACGACCAUGGAACAGAAGAAGUGGACACCGAGUACAAUAAGACAACAGAAGAAAAUUGGAGAAGAGGCAGACGACGAAAAAGCGAAGAAAGUCCCAAAGGCGAGACAUGCUAAAGUACGGACUCUGCUCCACUUUGCGGUCGAGAGAGGACGCAUAAGCACGAUCACUACGUUACUCCAACAGGGCGCAGAUAUCGACGAGAGCGACCAUAAUGGUCGCACCGCCCUGCUCGUGGCCGCCGACAAGGGCGACGCGGAGGUCCUCGAAGCCCUCCUGGAGGCGGGCGCCGACGUGGCCGCAGGAGACAACCAAGGUAUGUGCGCAGUGCACCUCGCCGCCGCCGCCGGCAGCGUGGAGGCGCUGGCGCUGCUGAAGGCGCGGGCGUGCGACCUGCGCGUGGGCGACGGGCAGGGCCGCUCGCCGCUGCACGUCGCCGCCGAGCGAGGGCAGGUCAGCGCCGUCCAGUGGCUGCUGAAGGAGGGCGUUCCGGUGGGCGCGGCGGACGGGAGGAGCCGGACGCCCCUGGACGCGGCGAGGGCGCUCGGACACGAGGACGUCGUUGCAGUUCUGGAGGAGGCGCUGCAGCUUCCUCGCCAGCCGCAGGAGGACGCGAAGGACGCCGAGGACACAGCCGGAGACGCAGAGGAGAGCCUUCCUUCGACCGAUCGCAAGAAGGACACGGAGGCCUCGGAGGUGCUGACGCUGCACGGAGACGAGGUGGAGGCGGCAGACCUGUGUCCUCUCCACCAGUACGUCUUAGCCGGUGACGCCGAAGCGGCCCAGGAACUCAUCGAUGGCGGAGCAAAUAUACAUGAAAAGGGACCUGCAGGUCGCUCGGCUGUUCAUAUCGCUGCCGAGAAAGGUCACUUGGACGUGUUAAAGGUCCUGAUCGAGGCUGGCUGCGAGGUCACCGUGGGGGACAGCAAAGGACGCCAGCCGAUCCACCUGGCGGCUCUCGGAGGUCACGCCGCCCUCCUGCAGGUGCUCCACGACAACUCGGCUUCUCUGCAAAACUACGACAGGAAAGGCAUGCGAGCGAUCCACUUCGCGGCCGCCGGCGGGAGCGAGGUCACCCUCGACCUCCUGCUGCAACUCAAGUGCGACCUCGACCUCGUGGACGCAGAGAACCGCACGCCGCUGCACCUCGCCGUCCUGCAGGGCCAGCGCGGCGCCGUCGAGUGGCUCCUGACGAAGAGGGCGACGGCGGACAAGAAGGACGUCAGGAACCAGACUCCGCUGGACCUGGCGCGAGCUCUUGGGCGCAGGGAGAUCGAGGAGCUGCUGGGGCGCCGCGGCAGGAGGGCGCCGCGACUCAGAAUGGACGGCCGCCCACAGACCAGCCCACGGACAUUCCGCCCCGCCCCACCGCCCACGCCCAGUAAAGAGGUCCUCUUGCUGGCGAGCGAAGGCGACGCAGAGGGCGUGAAGAGGCUGGCGCAGGAGGGGGCGGACUUGGAGGCGAUGGGCGUGCGGGCGGACGAGAGAG
Molecule: messenger RNA, 1579 nt
Organism: Penaeus vannamei (Pacific white shrimp)
Lineage: Eukaryota; Metazoa; Arthropoda; Malacostraca; Decapoda; Penaeidae
Source: RefSeq, a predicted model, not a curated record